Dreissena polymorpha is the source of this 4330-nucleotide messenger RNA. RefSeq lists its product as uncharacterized. The record is from RefSeq and is a predicted model, not a curated record. The transcript is spliced from 5 exons. The coding region runs from base 271 to 1218 and encodes 315 amino acids. NCBI's taxonomy places the organism in Eukaryota, Metazoa, Mollusca, Bivalvia, Myida, Dreissenidae.
AAUCAAUAAUUAUAAACAAUCAAUGUGGCAUGUGCUUAACAUAGAACAGUUUAUAGCGUAAGUGCACUUUUUGGAUGAAGUGGGCCGUAAAAGGUCACAUGGGUUACAGUCGUUGUAAAUCUGUCAAGAUACAAAUAUUUACCUGCUCAGGUAAACUAAUCUAAAAAUAGAAAUCAAGGCAAACUAGGUCUAAUCAGCCAUUUUCUGUUCCGUGGUUUUGUACUAUUAUGUGACCAUUGGCAUUGUGGAAGAUACUGUAAAGUUUCCUAAAUGGCAAACCGUGGCUGUCACACGGACUUAAUUCCGAACGGCUACGUCUACACCGCCAGCUGCAUCAAUUACUCGGCUUAUGACACGGUUUACUGCAGGUACCAUUGUUACUAUGGUUACGAACCAACUUCGUCAUAUGUCACGUGCGUCGGUAGCAACCAAUGGAUCUCCUCCGCUACACACACCAAUGUUCCCUGCAUCGUUAGCCGGCGGCCCUGGACCACGGUUUCGCCAAACUAUACCGAGCCAACGUACCCGCCUUUCAACUGGGGAAACUUCACGCCGUUCCCGGAGCGAACAACGUCUAACCAGCCAUACAUAGGUAACUCGGAUGAUCCAGACUUGAAGAUGAACGUGACGACGGAGGUGUUCCUUUCGGCGUUAGUCGUCGGCCUGCUGGCAAUUGCUGCCGUCGCCGCCAUCAUAUUCUACAGAGCACACAAGAGGAACAUGAAGCGAUUGACAACGUCGUCGUCGGUCGGAUGUGGAAACUGCGACUACACGACGCCGACAGCGCCCUCGAGCGUCCAGAUCCAGCUACCCCCAUUGUACGAUCAAAUCACGGCGACAUCGCCCUCUGCGAGCGAUCGAGACGGUAUUCCAGUGACUGCACCCAGCUACAGUGACAAUGCGAAUAGAUUGUACGAUACUACGCUAAAUUCUUCCGAACUGUCUGCGACACCACGUGGGCUGACGGAUAUUACAAACGCCAUAGACAAGAGCGCGGUUGAUCAUGACCUGCCGCCGCCUUACGCCGAGUUCGCUGAUCUUGAUCCUCCAACCGCUGAAAGAAACACCGACGUAAACGAAUACGAUCCGUUUGACGGUUACGUUAAUGACAGCGCCGGUUUCCAUGGCAAUGAAUACGACGAACUAGAAUUCGUCUUCAGUGCCCGACAAUGCGAUGAAUUGCUUACAGAUGAACCUCCUCCUUAUUCCAUGGUGUAAUAUAGGAACCAGGUGACCCUCCUAACAUCUGGGAUGUUCCAUGUACAGUACAAUUCUAAUUAUAAUUUUGGACAUCCGUAUCGGUUUUUGGUCGUUCCAAUGGUGCAUUUUAUGUGUCGUUGAUGUUUACGGAGGGCUUUGUACGCUCCGCUAUUUGUCUAGUGUUGGAAGGUGUUUCCAGAGUUCGCGUAAUCGUGCGGGCGUCUUCACGUCCGUUCGUGGAGUUCUCGUCACAUGGAUACAUGUCAUCUUUAGGAACUUACUUUUUAUAUUUAAUUUGCAUAUUUAUUUUAUUUAGUUUUUGUAUUUGUUUGCCGAUUCGUGUUGUUUGAAUCGGCUAUUGUCAUAAUAUGCGCAUGUCAAUCAAAAUUGCGUCCUUGAGGGAAAAUAUUUUAAACAACAAAUACCUCUUAUAUAUAUUUUUUUAAAGAACAAGAGUUCUUCUGCCAUCGCUUGGUAGCAAAAUAAAGAUAAUCACUCUUACUUUAAAGGAUACGCAACUCAUAAAGGGCGCUUUUUUGCAAAAACACCAAUUGGUACUUUUUUUAUUAUCAUUUAGUCAUUUAUAUCAACUAUCGUUUUUUUGCUUAUAAUUGUAAGCUGAAUGCUUUGUUAGAUUUUUUUAGAUUUAAUUUCAUUCAUCUUUUUAUUUUGUGGAUUCAUGUUUACCUGGUCGGCUUACUAAGGAGGAAAAGAGCUGGACUAAAAAAAACAGGGAAUCGCGGGUUCGAUUCCAUGUGAAUCCAUCUGUAAUUGUUUUGGUAACGUCUGAAGAAAAAACUGAUUGCUACUUAUUAUCCAAAGUACAUGUAUGGGCCGGUCUGUUGGCAAACCUUCCAAUGCAACCCUCACAGUAGUGUCUAAUCAGGGACGACUCUUUCCGCUCAGACUGGAUUUUCGUUUAUAAGAAACUCUCUUUAUUAUACAUCCCUGCUUUAAACAAAAUAAUUAUAAUGGCAGAAAGUGUCGUUACUGUUUGGCCUGUGCGGACUGCUUUCUCAGCAUAACUCCGCCCAUCAAAAAAGGUCGCAUAGCUUGGGCAUUUGCAGGAUGUCGGAGACAUUGUAUGUAAUGUGUAGUUUUUAAGGAGAACAUGCUCCUUUUAAAGGUUGACAUACAUUAUCUGAUUAAUUUAAAUAACCAUAAUCAUCGUAGCUUCUUAUAUUUGUAUCGUUAUGCGUGUGAUAUGUUUGUGGCUUAAGCAAAAACUGAGGUUUGCGUACCAAAAUCAGUUAAUUUCUAACCAUAAAAUCAAACAAAGCACACGCAUCACCUUUUUGUAAGAAUAACAUAAGACCAAUUACUUUUCUUUUUUAACUAGGAAAUGUUAAAAAAGUUAAAUUAAAUGCAUUCGAUUUUGUUUUCUAUGUGUAUUCUCACUAAUAAAACAGUUUUAAUGCAUCGUUAUCGAGUAGCUACAUACUUACUGCUCUUUAUAUUAUAUUUUGAAUUUCUUCGUAUGGCUCCAGUUUUUUUAAAUGUUUAUUAUUUUUAAUUUGUAUAUGAAUUUUUAAGUUUUAUUUUGUUUCGGGUUAUACAACCAACCAUUAAAUGCUUUAACAUGUUACUCCAUAUUAAUAAACGCUGAGUUUUUUGGUUGCUUUGACAUAUUUAUCAAUUAGUUAGCAAAAUACCAUUGGACUAAAUUGUUUUUGGUUACAACCAUGAUAAUAAAACACAAAGGAAUUUGUUAUUUUAUACGUUUUGUGAAUUUUUAAUGGUAUAUCGGACUGAAGUAAUUUCUGGCUUUGAUGUCUACGAGGAAGUAAGAAAUUGCACAUGGACAUUAGGGCUUGAGCAGUUAGUCGUCAAAAGCACUUAACGUACAUUUUACAUGCUGGGUUGCAUUACAUGUACACUAGUACACUAUGAUAUCACUGUGUUCAAGAAAAUGUAGUUAAAAUAAGAAGUCUAUGUACACAUUAAUUCAUUUAUUAUUCUGACUGUACAAAAUAUAUUAAAUUAUGAACAAAGUAUCAAUUUUGUUAUAUGCAUUACCAAAGCAAUAAAACAUUCCCGAGUUACGCGAUGGAAAGAUUUAAUUAUCAAAACUGCCAAGAGCGUCCUAUAUCUACUGUCUAUAUUUUUUGGAUAUCGAGUAUCACUCUGUGAAACUUACUCCGUAUAAUGAGUUAGGACACUAAUCACCGCAUUAUAGCGUUAAGUCUAAUCUGUGUUAUAUUUGAACGUUGGCAAGUACACGAUAGCAAGAACAAGCAGAUAAAUUGUGAAGUUUUGAAUGCCUUUCAAUUGAUCUCUUCUCCCAAAUGGACGCUUCACUUUGAGUCUGGAGGCGAGGAUACAAAUGAGUCGCGUUCUGAGAAAACUGGGCAUAAUGCAUGUGCGUAAAGUGUCGUCCCAGAUUAGCCUGUGCAGGCUAAUCAGGGACGACGCUUUAUGCUUGUAUGCCAUUUUUCGUUUAAAUGAAGUCUCUUCUUAGCAAAAUUCCAAUUAAGGCGGAAAGUGUCGUCCCUGACACAGGCUAAUCAGGGACGACACUUUACGCACAUGCAUUAUGUCCAGUUUUCUCAGAACACGACUCAAAUGCAGGUCUUCUGUAGAGCCUCAACAGCGUCCUCCUGCGUAUACUAUGAAUUCCUACGAAUGGUUCCAGUUUUUUAUGUCUAUUAUUUUUAUUUGUAAAUGAUUUUUUGUUUUUAAGUUUUAUUUUGUUUGUGUUAUCCAACCAAUCAAAUACUUGUACAUGUAACUCCAUAUUAACACAAAUUGAGUUUUUUGGAUGCUUUAACAUAUUUAUCAAUUAGCAAAAUACCAUUGGACCAAAUUGUUUUUGGUUACAACCAUGAUACUAAAACUCAAAGGAAUUUGUGACUUGGACGUUUUGUUAGUUUUUAAUGGUAUAUUGGACUCAAGUUAUUUCUGUCUUUAAUGUCUACGAGGAAGUAAGAAAUUGCAUAUGGACAUUAGGGCUUGAGCAGUUAGUCGUCAAAAGCACUUAACGUACAUUUUACAUGCUGGGUUGCAUUACAUGUACACUAGUACACUAUGAUAUCACUGUGUUCAAGAAAAUGUAGUUAAAAUAAGAAGUCUAUGUACACAUUAAUUCAUUUAUUAUUCUGACUGUACAAAAUAUAUUAAAUUAUGAACAAAG